UGGCUCCACUCUCUCUUCGUCUGUGUGAGGUGAGGAUUUCUGCACGCUGAGCUUCGCAGGGCAGAGUGGCUGAGCGAGAAAAGUGCUCAGGGUGUCAGCCAGGCUUGAGUUCAGUUUGCUCUUGGGGUGCUUUCAGCCAGACAGCCACUAAACUGCUUCCAGGGAAAAAGAAAGGGACAGAAAGACAAAAGAAAGGAAAGAGACAGAGUACAUAAACAGCUCCAAGGUUUGGGAAAGCACACACACACACACACACACACACACACGUGCGCGCGCACAGACGCGGCCAAAGAAGAGGACAGCCAGUCUGCCGAGUCGCCUCUCUUCGCCCAUGGUCGUCUUCCACAUUUGUGGGCUCUGACCUCUUCGCCGAGAGGAAUGUGACGGUGGAGAGCCUCGUGGCCCGACUGACUGCACACUCCUCCACCCACACCGACACAGUCACACCUGCUCCAUCCCCGGCUGCUGCUCCGAGGGUCUGGUGUGGUGAGGGCCGUCAUGGACUACCUGUGGGGCAUCGCCCUGCUGCUGGUUGGGAUCACCUGGUCCCAGAGAGCAGCUGGAGCCCAGCAGGGCAAGGGGAGCGUUCCACGGCUCAAACUCUCCUACAAAGAAAUGCUGGAUUCAAACAACUUGCUUACUUUCAAUGGACUAGCCAACAGCUCCGCCUACCACACUUUCCUAUUGGACGAGGAGAAGGGCCGACUCUUUGUGGGAGCAAAGGAUCAUAUCCUGUCUUUUAACUUGAUUGACCUGAACAUGGACCAACAGAUGAUAUCCUGGCCUCCCUCUUUAUCACGUCGAGAUGAGUGUAAGUGGGCUGGAAAAGAUGUCCAGAAAGAGUGCUCCAAUUUUAUAAAGGUGUUGCAGCCAUUCAAUCAGACUCACCUGUAUGUCUGUGGCACUGGGGCCUUUCAUCCCAUCUGUGCUUAUGUGGAGGUGGGCAAGAGACCAGAGGACAACAUCUUUAGGCUGGAGUCAUCACACAUCGAGAACGGCCGUGGAAAGAGUCCUUAUGACCCAAAACUGCUGACUGCUUCACUACUUAUUGAUGGCGAGCUGUAUUCUGGGACGUCGGCAGACUUUAUGGGGCGGGACUUUGCAAUUUUCAGAACAUUAGGGAAGCAUCAUCCAAUCAGAACGGAGCAGCACGACUCCAGGUGGCUCAAUGACCCCAGGUUUGUCGGUGUCCACCUCAUUCAGGAGAGUGAUAACCCAGAAGAUGACAAGAUCUACCUGUUCUUCAGGGAGAACGCCAUCGACGGAGAGCAAACUAGCAAGGCCACACAUGCCCGAAUUGGACAGCUGUGUAAAAACGACUUUGGAGGUCAUAGGAGUUUGGUGAAUAAAUGGACCACCUUUCUGAAAGCGAGACUGAUCUGCUCUGUCCCUGGCUAUAAUGGCAUCGACACACACUUUGAUGAGCUCCAGGAUGUCUUUCUUAUGAGCGCCAAGGAUGCCAAGAGCCCUGUCAUCUAUGCAGUCUUCACUACUUCUAGUAACAUCUUCAAAGGCUCAGCGGUGUGUAUGUACAGCAUGGCCGACAUCAGGAGGGUGUUUCUUGGACCGUAUGCUCACAGGGAUGGGCCCAACUACCAGUGGGUGCCCUUCCUAGGCAGGGUGCCGUACCCACGCCCUGGCACCUGCCCAAGCAAAACCUUUGGUGGUUUUGAAUCGACAAAAGAUCUGCCUGAUGAUGUUGUCACGUUUGCCCGAAGUCAUCCGGCCAUGCACAACCCUGUGCUUCCCGUCAACAACCGCCCAAUCAUUAUUAAGACUGACGUGGAUUACCAAUUCACCCAGAUAGUGGUGGACAGGGUAGAGGCAGAAGACGGCCAGUAUGAUGUCAUGUUCAUUGGCACAGAUGUUGGCACAGUGCUUAAGGUGGUAUCAAUUCCCAGAGGCACCUGGCAUGAUCUGGAGGAGGUCUUACUGGAGGAGAUGACUGUGUUCAGGGAGCCAACUGCUAUCACUGCUAUGGAACUCUCCACCAAGCAGCAACAGCUCUACCUGGGCUCGGCUGUCGGGGUGUCCCAGAUGCCUCUGCAUCGCUGUGAUGUCUAUGGGAAGGCAUGUGCUGAAUGCUGCCUAGCCCGUGACCCCUACUGUGCCUGGGAUGGAGCCCAGUGUUCCCGAUACUUCCCUACGGCUAAGAGGAGAACUCGGAGACAGGACAUCAGGAAUGGAGACCCUCUCACCCAGUGUUCAGAUCUGCAGCGCCAUGAUGAGGAGAGGCAGGAGAGCACCCUACUGGAUAAGACGGUGUACAGUGUGGAGAACAGCAGCUCUUUCCUGGAGUGCAGUCCCAAGUCCCAGCAUGCACUCAUCUACUGGCAGUUUCAGAGACACGGAGAGGACCGCAAACAAGAGAUAAAGGCAGAUGAGCGGCUGAUGGGCACCGAGCAGGGUCUGCUGAUUCGAACUCUGCUGCAAAAGGACUCGGGGGUAUAUUACUGCCAUGCCGUAGAGCAUGGCUUCAUUCAGACCCUCCUGCGUCUCACCCUCCACGUCAUCCCCACCGAGCACCUGGACGAGCUCUUACACCGUGACCCACCAGAUGCCAACCAGUCCCCCCAUGGCAAGAUGUGGUACCAGGACUUCCUGUCCCUCAUCAACCCACCCAGCCCGAACAGCGUCGACCAGCUGUGCGAGCAGGUAUGGAAGCGGGAGAGGAAACAGCGUCGGCAGAAAGCCCACCUCCUGCAUGCUAGCCAAUCACACACCACCCACCUCCUGCACGCUAGCCAAUCACACGCCACCCACCUCCUGCACGCGGGCCAGUCACACGCCAACAAGUGGAAGCUGAUGCAGGAGAGCAAGAAGGGCCGCAACCGCAGGACCCAUGAGACACAGCGGCCGCCCCGCAGCGUGUGACCUCACGCCUGCCUGACUAAAAAUACACACAGAAAUAUAACCAGAGAGAACAGAGAGAAAAGACUUUGACUGCUCCACAGACUGUGACACUGAGACAGGGAGCGGAGCAGAUGGGAACGCAGUGUGAACGAAACAUUCAACCCCCUUUCCAUGAGUGUGCACGUGAGGGUAUGAUUACCUUUAGGCAAAGCACACUCACACUCAGACCUGUUUGUCCAGACUUGAGCUCGGGGAGAAACCAGUGGAAAACUUCACUCACAUAUGGACUGGACAAUAACAUCCAGUAAUAAUAUUCUGUAAAUAUUAUACAGAAUAAAAGGAACUUGUUCGAGACAGGCUUGUGUUUAUUAGAGGCUCAGUUCCAUUGGGUGAUGGACACAGAUCUGUAAAAAAGGAGGAAUACCUGAAGACCACUGUUUUAACUUUCCUUAAGAUUCCAGUGCACUGCAAAAUUUUUUAUAUAUAUAACCUUUUCAGAUGCCUGUAGGAGGUGUUUUAUAUUUAUAUAUAUAAGAUCCAACAGAAACACGUCCCAGUGCUCGUCUUUCUUGAACAUUUUCCAUUCAUCUUGUUUUUACCUGUUCCAAAAUCUAUAAUUUGGCAAACUCAAUAAUUGUGCCCCUCCUUAGAAUAAGCUUUUCCAACUUAAAUGUGUUUCAGAUAUUUUUUAGAUUAAUAUUUAAUUAUGUCCUUUUUCAGAGCUAUAUCUAAAAUAUUGCAUAAUAUAAAAUUGUUUGAUUAAUGGGGUUUCUUUAUUCUUUUACUGAAACUGGUGCAUUUUAGUUUUUUUUGUCUUUUGGAGCCAGGGAUUGGUAAUAAACAAUUUAUACACAAAUUUCUUUUAUUUCCUCAUCCAAAAGGUGCCAAAGGUGCCAAAGGUGCCAAAGGUGCCGUGCUGUCAGUUUGAUUAUGUACCUUUAAUUAGAUGGGUGUUUUUCGUUUUUCCUGUGUCAUCAGUCAUUUUAUAGGUGUAUUUGGAAUUCAGCAUUAGCUCAGUGAACAUCAAAUCCUUUUCUGAGGAUACAACAUAAACAAGUGCCACCUCAUCCCCUUUUAUGUCUAUUCUGUUGUAAAAGUUGACGAACAGCUGUUUUCAGCCUGUUUUGAAUUAGGUUUAAGAAUUAAACAGCUAGGCUAAUGCAAUGUGAAGGUUUUCAGUGGUGAACAGCAAAAGCUUUUCAAAUGCCAUACGAUCCUCAUGUGUAAUCAUCGGACCCUGGAUAUGGCUAAUCCUGGGUGUGGCUCAGUCCGGAGUGUGUCUGAAUCCUGGCUGUGGCUAAUCCUGGGUGGGGCUCAGUCCGGAGUGUGGCUGAAUCCUGGCUGUGGCUAAUCCUGGGUGUGGCUCAGUCCUGAGUGUGGCUGAAUCCUGGCUGUGGCUAAUCCUGGGUGGGGCUCACUCCUGUGUAUGGCUCAGAGAAUCACAGAGCAAACUUUUGCAAGAGAACAUUUCCCCUGCAGUGUGCUCUGAGCUGGAACCAGGACAGCCUCUUUCAGGAAAAGAGAACAAUUAAACUCCUUUUAUAGUCUGAUGCUUUAAAGUCACCAUUGGAUUUAGUUUAAUAUGUUUUUUUUUACCUGCCUGUGGGGCAGCAUACCAACACAAGCACACCAGAGUGUAGCUGUGAGCGUACUGUAAAAUAUUUGGGAGGAAAUGUAAUUGUCCAAGAUAUAAACCAAUGUGUACAAACUGCAUGUGAAUGCUCUUCUUCUCACAGCACUGUUCUCUCUGGCAUUUGCAGUAACUAGCGAACAAUGUUGUCAGUUCCGGGUCUGGCUGUAAACUGCAGACAGUCCACAGUUACUUUGAGGUGUACAUAUUCCUACUCUUAGAUAUGUGACAAACACAGUGUUAGCUAAGGGCUGUACUGCUACCAAUGGUACUCUCUCCCACUAUAGUUCCGUCUAAUGAUGUAUAGACUACAGCAACCUGAAGUUUCAUGGGUUGGACUACAUAUUUUUUUCCAUCAUGUUACAAUACGAGAUUACAAAUGCAAAUUGAAACAGUAUAUGGUCAAAUGACCUUGGGAUAGAAAAUGGACACUUCUGCAAUGUUUGGGUUAAACGGAAUGGACGAUGGAGAAUGAAAAAAGCAAUGCUGCUGUAAGUGGUUUUGGCAUGUAUUCUGCUGUUCUAAUAAAUGUCUGUUUAAAACCUGG
This is a messenger RNA of Electrophorus electricus (electric eel), 5030 nucleotides long. RefSeq names its product sema domain, immunoglobulin domain (Ig), short basic domain, secreted, (semaphorin) 3Ab (gene sema3ab). The record is from RefSeq and is a predicted model, not a curated record. Lineage: Eukaryota; Metazoa; Chordata; Actinopteri; Gymnotiformes; Gymnotidae. Gene Ontology annotation, biological process: negative chemotaxis; neural crest cell migration; motor neuron axon guidance. Gene Ontology annotation, molecular function: chemorepellent activity; semaphorin receptor binding; neuropilin binding. Gene Ontology annotation, cellular component: plasma membrane; axon; glutamatergic synapse.